Messenger RNA from Trichomonas vaginalis G3, 1530 nucleotides. Its product is annotated as phosphatidylinositol-4-phosphate phosphatase protein. The record is from RefSeq and is a predicted model, not a curated record. Gene Ontology annotation, molecular function: phosphatidylinositol-4-phosphate phosphatase activity. The transcript has a single exon. Gene Ontology annotation, cellular component: endoplasmic reticulum. Gene Ontology annotation, biological process: phosphatidylinositol dephosphorylation. Bases 1 to 1530 code for a protein of 509 amino acids. NCBI's taxonomy places the organism in Eukaryota, Parabasalia, Trichomonadida, Trichomonadidae.
AUGAAACUCAUACUAGACAACAAUUACGUAUCAAUAGAUGAUGAAAACCAAACAAUAAUAAUCGAUAGGAAAACCCUACAGUUACAAAAUAAUACAAAACUGAAUGACCAAAAUGAAAAAUAUGAUUUUUUAUUCCCAUUAGGUAUAUACAAACUGAAUGAUGAAUUAUACAUUGUAAUAGUAACAGAGGACUCAAAAAUUUCGAAUUUCAGGAACAUCCAAAAAAUCGAAUCUUAUAAAAUCAUUCAAAUUACAACAGGAAUCACGGAUAACAACAUUUACAAUCUUCUGAAGCGUGGGCUUGAUUUAUGUUCAAUGUAUUACUCAAAAAAUCAAAAUGAAAAUUUGGCCAUUAACUACCAAGACUUUCUACAAGGCAGAAAAUCGCGUGGAGAGUUCACAUGGAACAAAGUACCAAUGAAGAGAUUUCAAGAUAUCUUCAAAACAGAAAAAUUUACAAUUCCUGUUGUGGCAGGCUAUGUUUCAUACAAUGAUCCCUUCAUGAUCAUUGCUAGGAGAUCUAGAAAUUUCGCCGGCGCGCACUAUUGGAAUCGUGGUGCUGACGAAAACGGACAUCCAGCAAAUUUCAUCGAAUCUGAAGAACUUUAUUUCAAAAAUGACAAAAUUUAUUCAUAUAUACAACUCAGAGGAUCAAUUCCAGCACUUUGGUCGCAGACUCCUCCAGAAGAUCCGUUUCUUCCACCAGCAUUAGGCCCAUUGUCGGAAUCAAAGCGUAGAUUCGAUCUUCAUUUCAAGAAAUUCUUGAAGAACUACAAAAACGUUAAGGUUAUAUCCUUAACAUCCGAUAAAAACCGUGAAAAAAGUCUAACUUUGUUAUAUCACAAUCUUCUCGACGAAAACAACAUUCAUUACAAGCACAUGAAUGUCAAUGAGCUGCAGAGAGUUGAUGGCGGCAUCUACAAAGCUGUUGACGAAGAAUUAAAAGAUUCAGAUUUAUUGGUUUGCGAAAAAGGAAUUGUAAAGAAAUGUCAGACUUGCUACACCAGAACAAACUGUUUGUCAUGCCUGGACAGAGCCAAUGUCGUCCAGUCAAACGCCGGAGAAAUAAUUUUAUCUUAUUUCGAAAAGUUGACUGAAGAAGAAAUUCUGAAGCUUAAACAGUUAUGGGUUGACCAUGGAAACGCAAUUUCCUAUCAAUAUUCUUUGACAGGAGCUCAGAGAACUCAAAUGACAUUGUCUACAAAAGCAGUUUUUGCUGCAGACAUGAAAGACAACUACAUGAGAGUUAAAAGGCUGUUAAACGAGGUUUCCAUUGAAGGAAAGGCAACAGAUGCUUAUUGCGUUGUCACUCAGGAUACAGAUAUUGUGUCUUUCAAAAGAAUCGGAUGGUUUAAGUGGCUUUUCUUGCUGAUCUUCUCAUUUUUCAUUUCGAUUUUUGUUUUGAUUGUUUACAGAGAUCGCAGGAAAGCAUUUCAUACUUUUAAGAAGUACGGUGGCGAAGUUGUUGACCAUCCUCAUUACAGAACAACAUUGGAAGCUGAUGAGCAGUAUCCACCUGAUAAUAAAUAA